CUACACCGUCAUUCACAACAUUCACUCAAGUCCCGAAGACACGAGAGCAACGCCAGCAUCACUCUGAACGAGCCAUCAACUGAGAAAUGGACCCCUGCGAGUGCGCCAAGACUGGAACCUGCAACUGCGGAGGAUCCUGCACGUGCACAAAGUGCUCAUGCAAGAGCUGUAAGAAGAGCUGCUGCGACUGCUGCCCAUCCGGCUGCAGCAAAUGCGCCUCUGGCUGCGUGUGCAAAGGGAAGACGUGCGACACCAGCUGCUGCCAGUGAGGAGUCUGCAGCAUCAGCUCUCUGCUGAAAUUAUGGAGUCAUUUAUUUGCCACUAAUCAUAAAUUUACACGUCCACGAAAUGGUGACGGAUGAUUUUGUACUUGUCUUUGGGUGUCUGAAAUAAACAUGUUUAUUGACGCUA
Maylandia zebra (zebra mbuna) is the source of this 411-nucleotide messenger RNA. It is a transcript of the gene mt2, whose product is annotated as metallothionein 2. The record is from RefSeq and is a predicted model, not a curated record. Gene Ontology annotation, molecular function: metal ion binding. NCBI's taxonomy places the organism in Eukaryota, Metazoa, Chordata, Actinopteri, Cichliformes, Cichlidae.